GGCAGGCAGCGCGGCCUGCGGGGUCCGUCAGGCCCUGAGGGGCUCGCUGGGCCCCUGGGGUAGAUGCGGCACCCCAGGGCGAUUCACUCCUCGCUGGAGGGGGACCACGCUUCCCCGGGGGGAUGAGAGGCCCCUAAACCAUCUGGACUUCACGAUGAGGAUGAUUGAGAGCGUUGACUCCGUGGUCGCCAAGUCCAGCGAAGACCUCUGGGCAGAAAUCUGUUCGUGUCUGCCACAUCCCGACCUGAAGGACGCCAGCGAUGCUUUUACAGACUCCUUCAUGGAUUCUUACACCGACGGAGGAAGCCAGGGCAGUGGAUCAGAUGUCUCUUCCCAAAGAGACCUGAAGCCCUGGGCACCCCUGAAUGAUUCGGAGGUGUAUUUGGCAUCCCUAGAGAGAAGACUGAUGAGAAUUAAAGGCUUGUCUCAGGAGGUGACCUCCAAGGACAUGCUGCGCACUCUCUCCCAGGCUAAGAAGGAAUGCUGGGACAGGUUCCUGCAGGAGAAAUUUGAGUCUGAAUUUUACGUAGAGGGACAUGACUCUGAUGAGAGCACACUAGAACAUCUAAAGCGAUGGCUGCAGCCUGACAAGGUGGCAAUCAAUACGGAGGAGGUACAGUACCUCAUCCCUCCGGAAUCUCAGCCAGAGAAGCAGGAGACCGAGGGAGACCCUCCAGCUGCCGAGCAGUGAGGUACGCGCCAGCCCUGCCACAGAGCUGCUCUUGGCCCAGCCCGAGUGAAGUUGUAUCCAGCAACAGUAAUACCAGGGGGACAGAGCAAAAGUGCCAAUUAUCAGUCAUUUAAAAAAAUAAAAACAACCCCAACACACAGAAACCCAGCUCUGGACCCCCAGAGACAGUGACUGGCAUUUGUUGCGGUCAAGAGUGACGCCUGUGACACAGCGUGUGCUGAACUGAAGUCUUACUUUCAUCUUCUCCCAGCCUGUAGCAACCUGAUCAUUCCAGUCUGAAUGUGAAUUGUUUGUAAUUCAUCAGGAGACACAUUAAACAAAAAAUAGUUAUUCAGAAGCAUCAGAAAACAUAAUGGUCUAGGAUAGAACAGAUAAAUCCACUGAAUCAGUUUUUCUUCCUGUCUUGUACCUUUUUUAUUACUCAAUUGGGCAUUUUUUUUUCCCUUCCCUGCCAAGUCCACUGUGGUGUUUUCUAUAGAUCUUCACUGUUUAAGCCUGAGUUGCCCCUGAGCUGUGCCUGGAGGAAGACAGAUAUUUUGCACCUGUGUGAAUCUGGGACCCUAAAGGAGGGUAUCGCUGCACUCAUUAAAUGGAUAGCCUUGCUGACACUAACUAUUUAACAUUCCCCUCUGUGUGAUGUACCCUCCUCCAGUUUCCCCCUUUAUUGGCCAAACUUUCUAGUAUAGAAUAGGCUGGUGGGGGGAGUAUUUUUUCUCUUGUGGGUCAUUUUGUACCUGUUCAGCCUUUCCAAAAGAGGGUCAGAUGAGAUUCUGUAUCAGGAAACACAAAGCGAUAACCAGGGAGACUACAAAUAACUUGUUUUCAUCAGACUUGUGUAGAAGUAUCUGACUUUAAAUAUGUUCUAGUGUUUGUUUUUCAUCCUGUUUAACUCUGCAGAGUGUUAUUUCCCAUUACUAAUCAAAGAAUCUGUAAUCAUGUACUUGUAUGAUGCUUCUUGAACCUGUGCUGUCUUGGCAUUGACACUAAGGGUCAGUAGAGGGAAGCAGCAUACAUCUUCUGUCAGAAAAAGCUCAUUAAGACAGAACUUAUAGGGGUAGUUCUAGCAGUCUGUGCACGCUAGAGUCACACCAUGUUCAUUAUGUAACUGUAUUGAAAUACAUUUUUAAAAGUAGUUUCUUGAGCAAGCUUCCUUGUUUCCUGUCUGUACAAUUAUAAAUGGUGCUAUUAUCUCA
Tyto alba (common barn owl) is the source of this 1884-nucleotide messenger RNA. RefSeq names its product coiled-coil domain containing 32 (gene CCDC32). Gene Ontology annotation, biological process: cilium organization. The record is from RefSeq and is a predicted model, not a curated record. The transcript is spliced from 4 exons. The coding region runs from base 155 to 691 and encodes 178 amino acids. Lineage: Eukaryota; Metazoa; Chordata; Aves; Strigiformes; Tytonidae.